Plenodomus lingam JN3 is the source of this 1407-nucleotide messenger RNA. RefSeq lists its product as uncharacterized. Gene Ontology annotation, molecular function: SNAP receptor activity. NCBI's taxonomy places the organism in Eukaryota, Fungi, Ascomycota, Dothideomycetes, Pleosporales, Leptosphaeriaceae. Gene Ontology annotation, cellular component: endoplasmic reticulum; SNARE complex. The record is from RefSeq and is a predicted model, not a curated record. Gene Ontology annotation, biological process: retrograde vesicle-mediated transport, Golgi to endoplasmic reticulum.
AUGCCGCCCCUCCCUUCCACCACACAAGCCCUAACAACACGUCUCACUGCACUAUCGGAGGCGAACAAGGCGGCUGGUCAAUUGAUACACCGGCUCGCCAAGCUAGAGUUCCAGCCUGGAUCGCUGCCACUCGACGGCACGGACGAGGGAGACGUGCGCUUGGAGUUGAGUGCUGAGAUACACGAGACGUUGAAGGGGAUCGAGGAGGACUUGGAACUGCUUCGUCAGGAGGUCGAGGAUAUUACGCAGCAGGCUCGUCUUGACGGUAGGCGGAAGGACGGCGCUAAAGAGAACGAGAGGAAUAGGCUUGCGGUGUUGCUUGCACGGUUGACUGAAGAUCUCAAGUCAUCACGAGUACAGUAUCGAAAAGCCCAACUGACAGCCAAACACAACGCCGACCGUGCAAAGCUCAAGGAACGCGAACUCCUCUUCAACAACCUCCAGUCCGGCUCCUCAACCCCCUCCUCAACCUACCGCCAACGAAAGCAGCAAAAAGGCUUCUCAGAGGGCGAAGUCGUAGCCCAAGCCUCGUCGGACGUCACCGCCGCCCUGCGCCGCACGCACCAGUUGAUGCAAGACGAGCUGUCGCGCUCGCGCUUUGCCCAAGAAACCCUCGAGCAGUCAACGGCGGCACUGGCGGAACUGGGGGAAAAAUACGCAGAUUUAAACACGUUGUUGGCGAAUAGCAAGGCGCUGGUGACGACGCUGCUCCAGAGCACAAAGAGCGAUACCUGGUAUCUCGAAACGACGUUUUACGUGCUCAUCACCACCGUCAUCUGGCUCGUCUUUCGCCGCUGGCUCUACGGUCCCCUCACCUGGUUCCUCAUCUGGCCCCUCAAACUCGCUUUUCGCCUCUUCUUCGCCCUUUUGCCCGUCGGUGGCGGCGCCGCUUCUGCAGCAGCAAGUUCCAGUCCCGCGCUCUCGUCCUCGUCUUCGUCUAGCCUGAUUGUCAAACCCAGCGCAACAGGCGGAAUUCCAAGACGAAACACGGAUCCCAACGCCCCUCCGCAUUUCGUUCGCGUUGGCGGCGGCGGCAGAGGUUAUAUGCAGGGUGCGGCCGAUCCCAGUCCGCCGCAUUCUCACUCGCAAAUCGUUGGCAAUAUGGCGGAACAGCAGCAGGAUCAGCAACAAGAAGACACCCCCAUCCACCCACAACUCAGAGACAACCCCAUGCAGCAAGGCGAUGAUGACCCCGACGCCCCGGUCCGACGCGGCGACGGCACUAUUCUAGAGCCGGGUCAUGGCCCGCGCAAUCCCAAGAAGAAGAUGUGGGAUGAACGGGUUGAGGCCGCGAAGUUUGAGCAGCAGCAGAAGCAGGGGGCACAGGAGCAGGAGGGUCAGGCAGCGCAGACAGGGCAGGCAGGGACGCAACAGGGUGAGGCGCAGAGACAGAGGGAUGAGUUGUAG